GCUUCCCUAACAGAGAUUAGAGCAGCUUCCCAAUGAAAUAACUGUAGGAAGACCAAAAGUGGCAGCCCUCUAGGCAACAGACAGAGAGCUGUGAUGUCAAAGCUGUGGUAACCUUAGUAAGUGUGACAUUUACUGGGCAGAAUGUGAAUUCCUAUUCUGUUGCAACACAAAGGCAGAGAGGCACAUCUUUUUUCUUUUGCCCAUACGUUUGGAGCCAAAGGCAAAAAACAAAGAGAAUACAUUCUCAGCUAUGAUCAAGCAGAAUUUGAAAUCCUACAGCUGGGCAGUGCCCCGUCUUCUGAUUUCUAUCUGUUUGGCUGUUUAUGCUGGUGUUGGAAAUGCAGCCAAGGAGAACAGAGCUAUCUCAACCCAUUCACCUGCCGCUUCCCCCACGACAGUGUUUCACACAUACGGAAUGAGUCUUGUGUCUCCAUCUGUGUCUCAGAGCCCAAGCAGAGAGAAAGCUAAAGAGGGUGAAACGGUGACCCUUGGAUGCCGGUUCCGAAGUUCCCAUGGCUCAUCUUUGAAUAACCUAACAGUGAAAUGGUACAAGGAGGAUGAAAAAGGGUCGAGGGACCUAAUGGAAAACAACAUCACUGUAUUGGCAAACUAUACCAGAGCAUUCCUGAUAGGGGAUUUAUCUGAAGGCAAUGCAUCUUUGACUAUCUUAAAUGUGACAACCAGCGAUCAUGGCACUUAUUUCUGCCAGGUGAUCCUUUCCAAUGGAGAUGUGGUGACAGGAGGUGGCACAAAGCUCAGGAUCCACAGGGCGCUGGGAUUGUUUGGCAUAGAAGAAUCCAUUGGAACAAUCAUUGGCGUGGUGGCAGCUGGCGUUGGAGGUGUGUUAGUUCUAAUAGUAGUUUUAACUCCUCAGCUGAGGAAGUGCCUUCCAUGUGCUAAAGCAACGUCGAACCAAGCAUAACUUGGACAGCAUGGUUAAAGUAAUUGCCAGAUGUGCCACCAACUAUAUAGUUUUUUGAAUGUAAGCAAAAUUGUCAGUUGUUUGAGUGUUUUCUAUAGUGUACCUAAAAAUGGUGU
This is a messenger RNA of Lacerta agilis (Sand lizard), 1038 nucleotides long. RefSeq lists its product as uncharacterized. Gene Ontology annotation, cellular component: membrane. Lineage: Eukaryota; Metazoa; Chordata; Lepidosauria; Squamata; Lacertidae. Bases 251 to 922 code for a protein of 223 amino acids. The transcript is spliced from 4 exons. The record is from RefSeq and is a predicted model, not a curated record.